AUGCGCUACACGCACGCCUUGGUUCCAAGCUUCCCGCAAGUACUGAAGCUUGAAAAGAAGCAAAACAUCGAUAUUGAACUUUUACGUGGAGAGUACGCCGCUUUCCUCGAUCAUUUGAAAGAAGCUGGUGAGAUUUCAUUCAUUUCGAGAAUAACCGACUGGAAAGAAAUCAGUUUUUACCGGAAAAACAUCACCUUCUAGCUUAUCCACAAGUUUUUGUUCCAGGCGUCAACCUUGUCGAGUUCCCGACUUCGACGAUUUCUUCUUCUUCGAUGUAUCUUGAAGAAAGCGCCGUCGUUAUCAAUGGAACCGCGCUCAUCUGUUCAAUUCCUGAAAACCUGUGUGUUCGAGUGGAAGAUGUGAGUUAUACUCCUAUUUUUUUCAAACUUCUCGAGUUUCUUGAUCCAUCCAAAGUUUAUACACAAAGUUGAACCUGUUUGAAGUUACUUGGAGAGACCAGAUUCGUACUCUCCUCGCUCUACACACUGUCUGAGGACCUGUGCGCUGGCAUGCCAAUAUCAACAAAAAACGGCAGGCCAGCGCACAAGUCUGGUCUCUAAUUUUACCAUACUCUCUGAACUGGUGCAUGCGAGCAGGUGUGCCGUUUCUUUUUUUAGAUGCGCGCGGGCAUGCCGUUCUCCCCCUGAGUAGGAUCGCAAAAGAAUAAAAUAAAAACAACAGGCAAAAAAUGAAGAGGAAAACGUAGAAUGGCUGAUUUAACCAUUCCAAGGCGUCUUUUCGAGAUUUUUUUUGAUCAAAGCUCACAUGCGCCAGGAAACCUUCGAGAAGUUGUCUUUAAUAACCUCAUAUAUCAAUAUUCAGCUUGUCUCUGCCCUGGAGAACCUUUCCUGGACUGUGCGCCACAUCCCUUUGAAGUUCAAAGGGAAGAAGGUCCUCCUCAACGCAAGUGAUGUAUUUUUCACUGGAAAGGAGGUUCGGAAUCACUUCUAUCUCUAAAUGUACGCCAAUAUUGAUUUUCAGAUCUUCGUCGGCGUCCACAAAAACUCCACUAACAAAGAAGGAGUGGCGGUGAAUCACCAUCACGAACUUCUUGAACAUACUUUUUUUCACAGGUUCUCAGCGAAACCUACUGCGACUACGCUGUCAUUCCGGUGUACAUGUCGGACAAGGCUUUGGCUUUGAAAAACUACAUUUCUUUCUGUGCUGAAGAAGUGUUGGCCAUCGCAAGCGGCAAGGAGGCCGACGCUAUUUUGAAGGCUAGUUUUUUUUCUGAUAUAUAUUUUGAACUAACGAAGUUGUGGCACAAGAAACUGCUCACUAACGGGAUUUUAAAGUUUUUUAUGGAAACUGGGCAAUCUUACAUUGAUGAUGAUUUUAAUAGGAAUCGUAGAAGUUAUCGGAAGUUACCUGAAAAUUAUAUCUAUGUACUAAAAGUUUUGAAAAAAAUCCAGUCAGCAAAAACUUACUGUCGAAAUUUGAAUCUUGAAAUAAAAGAGGUAGAAAAAAAUUACCGAAUUGAGAACUAAGUCCCCAGCUGACUUUGUAAAUAACAAAGCUAGAAAAAAACUUUUCAGAGUAGUCCUAACUUUUUAAUAAUAUAUUUUUGUUUUUUUAUUUAUUAAUGUGAUAGACGUCUGGAACAAAAAUUAUUGAUGCUAUAACGGACAUUCGCCUCAUCAACAUUUUUUCAGCGUGUCGAGCGCGAGACGGCCUUGAUCUACAAAAAGCUGACUCUGAAAGAAUCUGAAGUGGCCAACUGCAUCUUCGUCAAUGGAACUCUUUUGUUCCAGCAUGACCAGAGUGUAGUCAGUUCAUCAUUCAAACUAUCCUCAGAUCUCUUCUUGUUUUCAGCAAUUCCUUCCUCUUGAGAAAGAGAAAAUCCGUCUCCAUCCUGUCAAUUCCACGCAACUGACCAAGGUGACAUUUUUCCGUAUUUUUAUUCUGAGCAUGAAUUCUUUUUAGUUAGCCCCGUACUUCAGCCGUCUUUGCGUCUUUGUGAAGAACAUUCAAACGGCCCGCGGUGUCGAAUUCAACUCCAACGACAUCACUCUUCGGGCCAUCUGA
Caenorhabditis auriculariae is the source of this 2025-nucleotide messenger RNA. The record is from the annotation of a GenBank genome assembly. NCBI's taxonomy places the organism in Eukaryota, Metazoa, Nematoda, Chromadorea, Rhabditida, Rhabditidae.